Messenger RNA from Alosa sapidissima (American shad), 2636 nucleotides. It is a transcript of the gene prdm13, whose product is annotated as PR domain containing 13. The coding region runs from base 451 to 2307 and encodes 618 amino acids. The transcript has 4 exons. Gene Ontology annotation, cellular component: nucleus. NCBI's taxonomy places the organism in Eukaryota, Metazoa, Chordata, Actinopteri, Clupeiformes, Clupeidae. The record is from RefSeq and is a predicted model, not a curated record. Gene Ontology annotation, molecular function: protein binding.
CUGAGGAUUAAUGGCCGGCCCAGACCUUUGAUUCCGCGCUCUCUUUUCUCUGCCCUUGACAAAUUGGAUUUUGGGGAUGGGAAGGUCGCCUGGCCCAUUGUCUCUCGGCCGUUUGGAGCUCUUCAUUAUGCGCGAGGGUGAGGGAAAGUCUCCAUGUGACCAUCUCGCGCGGAGUUUCCACACAGCUGCUGAGAGAGCGCAACUCUCUCACCCACCACCACCGCCGCCGCCGCUGCCGCGCGCGCACUGCUCGCCCUUGCGCGUUAAUGUGCUGUGCCAUGGGGGGCACCUUGCUCUGCUCCAUUAGAAAAGCCGGAUCAGAUGCGCCAGCGCGUCACUUCGCAGGCGGAGAUUAGCCUGGCCUCAUCUCCCCGGUCUUGACUGCUCGUCUCAAUCAGUCCCCCUUGCUUGGUCUUCCUGGUUCUGAUCCGACUGCACGCAGAGCCAGCAAUGCAAGCAAACAGGACACCCGCAAUUAGCGUGUUUGCUGACUGCACCAUCCCGGCCGGCAUCAGGAUAGGACCGGUGCCGGGUAUUUUCAAGCUAGGGAAGUACGUGUCGGACCGCAAAGAAGUUGGACUCAAGAAAAAGAUUCGCUUGGUGAGAGGGGAUUUUGUGGAUGAAUCGGGCAGCCCUCUGCCGGACUGGAUCGCGCUCAUCCGUGCAGCCAGAAACAGCCAGGAGCAAAAUCUUGAGGCCAUUUCAGACUUACCUGGAGGACAGAUUUUCUAUCGUGUGCUGAGGGAGAUCCAGACAGGAGAAGAAUUAAGCGUAUGGUACUCAAACACACUUGCGCAGUGGUUUGAUAUUCCCACGACCGCUACUCCAACACACGACGAGAAAGGGGAGGAACGUUUUAUCUGUUGGUACUGUUGGAGAAUCUUCAAAUACCCAAACACGCUCAAAGCCCAUGUUCAUUUCCACUGCGCUCUGAGCAACGGCAGAGGAUUUGUAAACAACGAACAAGCAAGGGGGUCUGAAAACCUUAGCAGGUCACCCAAAUCAGGAGACAUCCCCAACACCUCAUCCUCGCCCAGGAACGGCCACCACACCUCUAUCUCCGACUCCAUCAAGCGAAACAUGCCUUCCUCUCCUUUCCUCAACAAGGCGGGAAUAUCAAAGAAGUCCACAUCUGAGGAGCAGGACAGGGCCCUCGAUAUGAGUGUGACCUCGGCCAGAAACCAUCUCCUUGGCCUGAGCGGAACCUCUGCGGUACUGAGUAACAUGGGUUUCCACCCUGGAGUACGCUCAGCAUUUAAACCUAUGGGACUGUCUAAGGUCACUCCAACAGAGGUGUCCAGAGAGGAGUCCACCGGGAAACCGAACAGCAUUGGGUUCAAUAAGCUUUUGGGGGGAAUGAAGUCGACACGUUCACUGAACGAACCGGUAUCUGGAGCUCAUCCCUCCAAGUGCGUCCACCCCAUUGACUCCACAUCCCCCGUGGUGCCCUGUGCCAACACUAUCCGAGGCUUUCCCUUGCUGCCGCACUUUGAGGAGACCUCCGCUUUCAAGCACGUGGAGGGGCGCAUGCACUCGGGGCUUUCGCCCUCUCGCUACACUCAGAUCUCCUCUGGGUUUCAUUUUGAACGUUUUUCCUUGCCGCAGUUUGAAGGGGUGAAACCUUACAAUGCAGACUGUAACAUCCCACUGAUGCCAUUCACUGUGUACAAUGGCGAGUUACUGUAUAGCUCACCUUACUACCCAUUUAAGUUUCACUUCAGCAAUCUCCUCAAGUACCCGGAGUCAGUUUCCUACUUUGGCGCCCCUGGACUGAACCCCGAUCUGAGCUCAAUUACUAAUAUUGACAGGGAAAUAGCCAUGCAUACACAACAGCUUUCUGAGAUAGCUGUGGAGAAGAACCGGGCAAGGCUCGAGUCCAUGCCCGCAGCCAACGCUGGUACCGGGAAGCCCAAAAAGGGACACCUUUGUCUGUACUGCGGUAAACUGUACUCACGGAAAUACGGCCUGAAAAUCCACAUGAGGACUCACACGGGUUACAAACCGUUAAAGUGCAAAGUGUGCUUCCGACCUUUCGGUGACCCCAGCAAUUUGAACAAACACAUCCGACUGCACGCAGAGGGGAACACGCCGUACAGGUGCGAGUUCUGCGGGAAGGUAUUGGUGCGCAGGAGGGAUUUGGAGAGACACGUCAAAUCAAGGCAUCCAGGACAAACCAUCAAAAAGACCGAUGAUAAGAUAGAUGACAUGUACGAAGAUCCGGAGCAAAAGAGCGACAAUGACAGUGAUGUUGAUGUUUGCUUCACGGACGAUCAAAGCGACCAAGAGUCCAGCAAAAAUAAUGAUUGACAGUCUGGGCUCGCUACCUGUCAGAUAUGUUACUUGGCGUUUUGUACAUGUACAGAUUGCUGUAAAUAUAAUUUAUGAGACUAUGAAAUCCAAAAAAUUGCAGUGACCGUUUUCUUUUUCCUAAUAGGCUAUGAGCCAAAUGUUGUUGUCCAUCAUUGCAGAUAUUAGGCCUAAUAAUGGCACACGUUGAAUUUGCUCAAAUGAACGCUUUAAAAUCUUUGAACUGACGGAACCAUCUACUGUCCUAUGCCCUAAUUGGAACUGCACUUUAAGCGAGCAAGACAUUCGGCAGAAACCUGUUGAGUUAUCAGAGUAGCCUAGGCAUAGCC